This is a messenger RNA of Trachemys scripta elegans, 1793 nucleotides long. RefSeq names its product ADP-ribosyltransferase 1 (gene ART1). Gene Ontology annotation, molecular function: NAD+-protein-arginine ADP-ribosyltransferase activity; NAD+ poly-ADP-ribosyltransferase activity. Lineage: Eukaryota; Metazoa; Chordata; Testudines; Emydidae. The record is from RefSeq and is a predicted model, not a curated record.
AAUGCAGUUGGCGAUUGCCUUAAAAAGAAAAACCAGCUGCUUCUCAGCUGUCAUGUCCGCAGGGCCCCAGAGCGAAGAGCAGCCGCUACGCCACAGGAGCUGGGGGAAACAGAGACGCCCCAAUUAUUCCCUGCCUGAUUCUGGGGCAAGGAGAACCCAGACGUGGAUGGCGAAGAUGGAGUGUCUCAGACCAGUCUUUGUCCUGCUGCUGGCUGGGAUCUUCAUGGAAGGCCCUCAGGUCCAAUGUUUCUCCCUCCGCAAAAGAGACCUCUUCUCCGUCAGAGAGUCAACCCUGGACAUGGCCCUCAGCUCCUUCGAUGACCAGUACAAGGACUGCGCCAGCAUGAUGGAGGCCGAGCUGGGGGAGCUGAACCGCACCGAGUUGGCCAACAACAGAAACUACGCUGAGACCUGGCUGGAGGCAGCCUCCAGCUGGAAAGAGAUGAAGGACAGGAGCUACAUGCCGCGGGACUUCAAGCCCGAGUACGCCAUCGCCAUCUUGGCCUACACCAGCCAAGGCCCCCUGCACAAGCAGCCCCUUCACCAGGAGUUCAACGCAGCCGUGAGAGAGGCAGGCCGCACCCGGGACUUUUACCUCAACAACUUCAACUUCAAGACCCUGCACUUCCUCCUGACCAGAGCCCUUCACGUCCUGAAGGCCUCCGAGCCCACGAAGUGCCACCAGGUGUACCGCGGAGUCCGGGGCAUCCGCUUCAAAACCGAGAGUCGCAAGCCCGUCCGGUUUGGCCACUUCACGUCCACGUCCCUGAAGAACGAGAGUGCCCUGAAUUUCGGGCAGGACACGUUCUUCUCCAUAAAGACCUGCUACGGGGUCAACAUCAAGAACUUCUCCCUCUUCCCUGGCGAGGACGAAGUGCUGAUCCCCCCCUUCGAGAAAUUCAAGGUCACCAACUUCACCAGGGCUCAGGACAGAACCUUGAUCCAGCUCCUGUCCCUGGACAGCUACAGCAACCACAACUGCGAGUAUGUGAAAGAGAAAAGAUGCAAGACCCGGAGAUGCAUUUUCAGCUCCGGAAUGAGCAGUUUCUCCUCUGGCGUAGAGUGCCUGUACCUCCUCAGUGGAGUUCUUCUGGUGGCAAGUGCUUUGGGAACACCCGACUUCCUUUGACAUCCUACUCAGCAUGCUCGCUCUCUCCCUGAGCUGUCAUUAAAACUCGGUAGAAAUUUCUUCGAGGAAAAAGGACAUGAAGAAAGAAACCCUGGAUCCCAUCUGCUGGUGUCUCAGGCCAGAAGAGACCAUUGUGAUCACCUGCCCUGACCUCCUGCAUCUCGCAGGCCCUAGAACUGCCCGGGAUUAAUUCCUGUUUGAACCAGAGCAGAUCUUUGAGGAAAAACCGCCCAUCUUGACUGAAACGUGGCAAGUGAUGGAGAUACACCUGAUCCUUGCUAAAUUGUUCAAUUACCCUCAGUGUUAAAAAUUUCCACUUAGUCUGUAGUCCCAAUUUGUCUACCUUCAACGCCCAGCCAUCGAUUCUUGUUCGACCUUUGCCUGCUAGUUUUAAGAGCCCGCUCUAAUCCAGUUUCUGUUCCCCGUUAUAAGUGCUGAUAGAAUGCAAUCAUGUCACUCCAGAACCGUCUCCUCAUUAAGAGACUGAGCUCAUUGAGUUCCUGGGGCAGCCUUGCACUGGUCCCCCGAGAAAGUUCUGUCUCCUGCAUGGACGAGCUUUACCCCUGCUGUCGAGAGUCCCAUUGUGCCACUUAUUACUGUUUAAUUUAUCAAUUUGUUCCAAAAACUCCUCUAUUGACACCUCCAUCUGGGACAGUUCCUUGGG